This is a messenger RNA of Cuscuta campestris, 991 nucleotides long. The record is from the annotation of a GenBank genome assembly. NCBI's taxonomy places the organism in Eukaryota, Viridiplantae, Streptophyta, Magnoliopsida, Solanales, Convolvulaceae.
GGAGAUUUACCCGGUCUAGGUCAUACUUUGUGUUCUUGUUGUGUGUUUUAUAUUACGGGUCGAGUGUGUCUAGGUCAGAUUCGGUCAACCCGCCCAUCUAUAUUUACACUAUCAUUUUUGGCGCCCACCGUGGGGCCGAUUUUUAAAGUUUUUUCGACCAGGUCAAAACUUUACCCCCACUAAAUAUCCACAAUCAUGUCUUCAAGCAACCACAACACUGUGUCAAGCCAGGCUGCGAGUAAAAGCACUCCUGCCAUCCCAUUGAUGACGAGCAUGGGGACAACCUUUUCCCCGAUCACCACGGUAGGAUCGAUUGGCAUGAUCCCAAUCAUGUCGACCCCUACUUCUACGCCAAUGACAACAAUGUUCCUAGGUUUGAUAACAACGCCGGGGGGAGCAUUCACACCAUACCCGUCAGCUUGGGCUCAAUUUGCUGCUGACUCGGCAAAUGCUCAGGCUCUACAAGGCUAUCAACAGGGGAUGGCCAUGAUGCAACAGGCAGGGGGCUUCAUGCCAUUUGCCUAUCCUGGCAUGACGCCACCAAUUAUGCCACCUCCGGUGUCGACCCCGUCAACAUUUGUCCCUAGGAUGGUCCCUAUACGCCCGGUGAAUUUGAUGGGGACCUUGAAUGAAGCAGCGCCCUCAAAUGUCCAUGAGGUCGACGAGGCGGCCCGCAGAAGAAAGGGUAAGGCUAUAGCCAAGCCCAACGAAACUCGGGAUUCAGCGUUCAAACGCCUAGGGGACAAGGAAGAUGGACCCCGCAAGUCUGCUAAGCUACGUCUUGGUCCUGAGAUGGGACGAACUAGCGCAAUGGAAAGACUUGGCGGGAGUCGUCACGCCCAAUCUCGUCGUUCUAGGGAAUUUGAGACGAUUCACUAAGACGAGGAGGAAGCAGAAAGCCAGCCUAGAGCGUCGGCAUAUACCAGGCUCUCAUACGAUGAGGAUGACCUGGACAAGAUAGGGAGCGUAGCAAGAAAACUAAGUGCCCUGG